CGUCACUUAGAAUCAGACGCUCGUCCAUUCCUCUGCUUAUACAUACAAGAGAAGAGAGUCCUAUAAUUCCAAAUCCAAACCCUAACUGAAACAGAAAAUCUGUAAACAAUGGAAGACGGAAUGGCAGAGGAACAUCCUCCGAACUUCAUUCAACAACGAGGAGAUGAAGAAGAGCAGGAAAAGUUGAGUGGGUUUCUGAGGAAUUUUAUUUCUAACAUGGUGUCUGCAGAGGGAAGUGAAGAAAAGAAAGCAGAACAAGGAGAUGGAGAAGAUGGCGAAAAGUCAAGUGGGUUUCUGAAGAAUUUAAUUUCGAACAUGGUCUCUGCAGAGGAGAGUGAAGAAAAAACAGAGGAAGAAGAAGAAGGAAAGACGAAUGGGUUUCUGAAGAAUUUCAUCUCGAACAUGGUCUCUGGAGAGGAUAUCGAAGAAAAAACAGAGGAAGAAGAAGAAGGAAAGACGAAUGGGUUUCUGAAGAAUUUCAUCUCGAACAUGGUGUCUGGAGAGGAAACGGAAGAAAAAACAGAGGAAGAAGAAGAAGGAAAGACGAAUGGGUUUCUGAAGAAUUUCAUCUCGAACAUGGUUUCUGGAGAGGAAAGGGAAGAAAAAACAGAGGAAGAAGAAGAAGAAGGAAAGGAACAUGGGCUUCUGAAGAAUUUCAUGUCGAACAGAGUACAUGCAGAGGAGAGUGAAGAAGAAACAGAGGACAAACAAGAAGAAGAAGAAGAGAAGGGAGGUGGGUUACUGAGGAAUUUCAUUUCAAACAUGGUAUCUGCAGAGGGAAAUGAAGAUGAAGAAAAAGAGGAGGAAGAUGUUAUGAUUUCUGAGAAAACAGGGGAAGGGGAAAGAGAUAAAAGCGGCGGCUCUGAGUUAGUUGAAGAAAAGGGCGGCGGCGGAGGAGGCAUUAUAUACAACAUUGUCUCCCACUUGCCUGCUUCACUUCAAGGUGAUGCAGUGACCACAACAGAUGAAGCUGCGAUUCUGAUUCACUCUAUUAUCCAUGAAUGAAAUUUUCUUGGUUUUUUAUUUUAUUUUGUUUUGUGUUCAUAGGUUUUGUUUUCCUAUGUAAAUUUAAGUUGUGUUUGAUUGUUUGGGAUGUGUACUCUUCUUUUUUGUUAAACAGAGUACAUAAAAAAUAAUGGGAUUGAUAAAAGAAGCAAGAUCCUGAUUAACAGGAUAUUUGACUAUCCAA
Molecule: messenger RNA, 1189 nt
Organism: Benincasa hispida (wax gourd)
Lineage: Eukaryota; Viridiplantae; Streptophyta; Magnoliopsida; Cucurbitales; Cucurbitaceae
Source: RefSeq, a predicted model, not a curated record